AUGUCGUGGCCAGAGCAACUCCAUGAGAACCCUCUAAUGGCAACGCCUGAGGAUGAGUUCUCCAACUUCCUCGAGUUCAAUAUGCCGUUUCCCGAUAUCGAAGGGCACGGACCAGCCAAUCUGCAACAUUCCCAGCAACAUUCCCUACCGACGACCACCUCCCCAGAGUCUGAGAUGGGCUACUCCCAAUCGCAUGCCGUACAGUACCCAGGCAAGAUAGAUGGCCUAGCCAUGGAUUUCAGUCAUGAUCCCACUCAGUCGCACGCAAAUUCUGUCAAUCAGAUGGCCUACUCGACCCCCGGUAUGACAGCGGGUUACUGCGCGCAAGAACCCUCGCCCGUAUCGCAACCACCCGCGCACCAACAUUACAUGCAGGGCCAGACGAUGAUCCCUCCCACUCCGAACAGUAUCGAAAUGCAUGGCAAUGCCGCCCGCUACUCGCAGCGGGUGGAUGGAACACCCGAGAUCUAUGAUAGAUAUGGGCGUAUCAAUGAAGAGCAGGCUCUUUACACCCCUCUCGUAUCACCAGCCAUGACACCCCUGGAAAACCAAUUUCGACUUCCCGAAUACACUAUACCCGGCGAAUACUUCACACCACUCACCUCUCCUGCUCUAGAGGCCCAAAAUGCCGAAUCCAACAGCUACCAAUUCCACGCAAGACAGGUGUCGGACGUGGGCUUCGUUCCCACGACUGCAGAAGUGAAUCACCUUCCCGGAACCUCGGCUCCGCCCUCUCCCAGCAUCAUUCGGAAGCCCAAUAACCGCCGACGCCCAUCAACGACCACUACCCGGCUUAACAAUGCACGGAAGGUCAAGCAGUCGCCCAAUAUCCUGGCACAGCGGAAACGCAGCACACUGGCGACAAAUUCAGAGGAGUUCUACAACAGCCUUACUCAAGAGUUAAAUUCCACGAAGCCGCGGAACCAGGAUAUCCGCUCUCUCCAGAUUAGCAGCAAUGAAGGCUCCGGUCAAGAUUCGGUCUCUCCUGAGCCAUUAUCAGAACCGUUGAUGCCACCCCCUGCUCUUCCUCAUCCCCGGGCGUCCCCAGCCAUUGCUCCCCAUGUUCCUUCACCUGGCCUUGCUGCGACUCCCUCGCUUUUGAUGCGCCUCCAGCGGAAUUCGCACGCCCAGAGCGCUUCGAGUCCUUUCGGUCAAGCGCAGCUUGCGGAGUCUGAGGUUCCUGAUGAGCUGAUGGAGGAUAUUUCCCUGCCGGAGGCGGCCACAUCUACGCAACUGCGUCCCAAGAUCAAUCGAAUUGAGACUGCUAUAAGAACUCCAUCGCUAUCCACGAAUGGAACGUCAGCCUUGGAGCCUUCGUCUGCUUCGCUUGCUCCCAGCCCGUGUACGACUGCAAUGCCAUCUCCCAGUGGGCCGGUCCCUCGGAAAGAGCCUUCCAGAGCCUCGUCUCGGAAACGACCCAGUCUGAGCUCCACACACGCUAGCCCGCAGCUGCGCCCCAAGAUCAGCCCCAGUAUCCAGCCUCUCGUGAAAGGCAGCGAGGGCAUGUCCCACGAUGCUCUUUACCUAGCAUCGAAGUCAAAUUACCAGCACAUUCUUGAUGGUACCCUCCCCUCGGGUGUUUCCUACCCUGAGGCUUUGGCAGAGAACCUUAGUUCCAAGCGCACGAAUCACAAGCUUGCCGAGCAGGGUCGCCGGAAUCGGAUCAACAGUGCCCUCAAGGAGAUCGAGCUCCUCAUCCCGAAGGACUUUAUCGACGCGCGGAAUGCCAAGGAGACCGCAGAAUCUGGCAAUAAGCCUACCGACAAGGAGAAAGAAAAGGAAAAGGCCAAUCAGACCAUCAGCAAGGCCACUGCUGUGGAGAUGGCUAUCGAUUACAUCAAGGCACUGAAAAUGACAUUGGACGCAACCAGUGCCAAAUUGGCAGUGGCCGAGGCCAAACUAUCCGGGAACUCCGAAGAUGCGGCUGCAGUUGGAGGAUCAACAGCCAAGGAGGCUGGUGCAAGUGGAUCUAAGUGA
Messenger RNA from Penicillium arizonense, 1977 nucleotides. RefSeq names its product phosphate-sensing transcription factor PHO4. The record is from RefSeq and is a predicted model, not a curated record. Lineage: Eukaryota; Fungi; Ascomycota; Eurotiomycetes; Eurotiales; Aspergillaceae. Bases 1 to 1977 code for a protein of 658 amino acids. Gene Ontology annotation, molecular function: protein dimerization activity. The transcript has 3 exons.